AUGGAUCCUAAAGUAAGAAAAUGUGGAAAAAAUUCUUUGCAAGACAUCAAUAUGAAGUCACCUGAUAUAGAGUUACAGAAAACGGAAGAUAUGCUUCAGAGGAAGAUUGUUUCUGCUUCAGCAUCAGCCAACUUAAUUGAUGGAAGUCCAGUUAAAUACUUCAAACUAGCACUAAUAAUGAGUCAGUGUCUUUCUGUUCUUAAUCACAGCUUCGUCAAUAUGUUCUUGCGGCAUAUCUUUAUCGCCCCAGCCCCAAACAUCAUGGCUACCAUCUCCAGUGCGUUCAACUCGCCGCUGAAUCGUAGAGACCGGGACCGUCUUCAAAUCGUACGCCCAGCCAAUGAGAGCAAAGAAGUCGAUGAACGCAGUCGUGAAAUUGGCGCGGUAGUUGCCCAGCUCAGCGGCUUUGUAAUCCCAAGGGAACACGUGCAGCCAGCCCACGUGCGAGAAGAAGAAGCCGCGGCUGGCGUUGUGCGGGUCGGCGUCCGUCUCGCUGUACUUGUGGUGCACGCGGUGGUCGCGCACCCACUCGUAGAUGUGGUUCUGGAAGGCCAGCGUGUCGAUCACCAUGAGGAAGAGGCGGAGAGGCCACUUGGCCUUGUACGAGCGGUGACACCACAGGCGGUGGGCGCCGGCGGUGAUGGCCACGGCGGACAGCUGAAGAUUUUGGAUGUUUUGAAUGAUUGGAUUGUUGGAGAAUCUAUUUUGGGUAGCUCUGAAUGUUGUCAUGAUGUCAGGCCUCAGGCAAAAAUAGAGAGAAAAUUUGGAGGACGGCAUGAUAUAAUGUUUGAGGAUGUAGUAGAAACUGCAGCACAGCCAGAUUAUCUGACGCAGUGGCAGGGAGCUCAAGAAACUGCCCGGGCUAAAUACCCGGGGCGGGCCAAACCAAAGAAGAGGACGGCAACGGCUCCAAAGGUGGAACAGAGUGUGUGGCACUCCAACGGCAGCAGAGGCGAAUGGCCGUCUUCACACAUAGCUUUAUGCGCUGCCCCGCUACCUUCCGGUCGUCAUGAACUGAGCACCCCUGUAACGUCGCCACUGGCAACUCGACCACCCAUCGCCAUUAUUUUAUUUUUACGUAACUACGCCCUGGGUACUUGCAACGUGCCUGUGGUAUUUCCUGGACAUUAUAAGGAUAAGGCACAAGAUCCUACAUCUUCUGUUGCAAGAGUUGCAAAAUACAGGAAGAAGUUCAAGAACGAAAAUCCACGAAAAUGGAAAGAAUUUCUUGGGAAAGAUAGAAAUAGAAAUUUGUUGAAAAGACAAGAGGAUAAAAAACGUUUAAAUGAUGAAAAAAUGUUAAAACAGAAAAAGAGAAAUAACAUGAAUAAGAAUUCAGAAUUAGCAUAAAAAGAAAUUUAUGAAGAAUUAGCAAAACAAAAUGAAAGCACCUGAUUAAACAAUAGGUUUAUAUGCAGCAAAAAGCACUCUUACGAAAGCAGUAUGUAAAUCAAGAAGAACCUUCAAAAUAACCCAUUAAAGAAAAAGCAGUUCGUCAGCUUAGAAAGAGUCAUUCAGUGGUAUAGUUGACAUCUAUAAUGUCACAAAAAGGUCAAGAUGUGGCAUGAUGCCUGAAGGCGUAAGAGAAUGUCAAAAAGUUUUUUUUGGAUCAGAUGACGUAAGCUGGCAAGUACCAAGUAAAAGGAAUUAUGUGUCUGUUAAAAACAAAAAAGAAAUGACAGAGAGUUUGAAUGUAAAAAUGCUACCUCUUUUGACUAUUUCAGAACUCCAUUCACUUCAUGAGGAAAAAAGUAAAAUUAAACUUUCUUGUUCUAAGUUUCACCAGUUGUGCCCUGACCAUGUGAAGACUUACUCUGAAUGAUGAUUUUUCCCACAUUUGUAAAUUUUAUUAACCCAAAAAUCAGUUCUGGAAAUGAUGUGUUAUAGUAUUGAAAAGCGAGCCUUGCAUGAUAAAUAAACCCGAAACGUAUUAAAUUUUAAAAAUGUAAUGUUCAAUUUCAAGUACAAGUUCUUUUCUAAACACGAGACAGGAAUCAGUGAAAGAAAUACCUGGGUGUAGGAAAUUUAAUAAUUUUGAGAAAUAUGAUGAGAAACAUUUUUUGGCAAGUUUUACUAAUAACUCAGAAUGAAAUAAGUUAUUUUUCUUAAAAAAACAAUAUAAAAUUAAAGUAAUUAUAAUUACUAUAAUUUGAUGAUAUUAAGAAAAAUUUAUGUUAAAUGUUACAUUGAGUUGUAACGUGUAACAUCCAUUACAAAUUAGGAUGUAAAAUCUGUAACCGAUUUUUUUAAAGUGAAACAUCAAGAAGCAUACAACACAAUAUUAUUUCCCAUUAAGUCUGGCGUACCCCAACAAAGCAUGCUGGGUCCUAUAAUCCAUUUAUAUAAAGAUCUUCCAAAGUCUGCAAAUAUCACUAUCGCAACAUAUGCAGACAACACAGUGGUUCUAACUUCUCAUUAAGAUCAUGAAAACGCCUCAGAAUUGCUCAAGGAACAUUUAAACAAAUUAUCAACAAAAUUUAAAAGAUGGAGAAUUCGAAUUCAUUAAAUAAAACCUACUCAUGUGACUUCCACCUACAAAAUGAAAACUUGCCCCUCAAUUACAAUGAAUAAUAAAUUACAGUCACAGAUGGC
Messenger RNA from Gryllus bimaculatus (two-spotted cricket), 2592 nucleotides. Lineage: Eukaryota; Metazoa; Arthropoda; Insecta; Orthoptera; Gryllidae. The record is from the annotation of a GenBank genome assembly.